Molecule: messenger RNA, 1983 nt
Organism: Closterium sp. Naga37s-1
Lineage: Eukaryota; Viridiplantae; Streptophyta; Zygnematophyceae; Desmidiales; Closteriaceae
Source: the annotation of a GenBank genome assembly
AUGACCAGAUCAUACGAGUGGAGAGAGGCGAUGGAGAUGAACAUGAGGGCGCUUGGCGUGCAGAUGGAAGAGACAAGGAGGGAGUUGGAGGAGGCUGAGAGGAGACGGGCAGCGGAGGUGAGGAAGAUGAGAGGGCAGGUGGAGGAGAGGGAGAGAGAGCUGGCUGCAGUGAAGGGAGUGUUGGGGAGCAAUGAGAGCGGAGUUGGCAAGGGAGAGGGAGGAGAGGAGGAGGGAGGUGCAGAAGUUGAAUUGGCCACAUGCCAUGGAGGAAUUGGCAGCCUGCAAGGAAUGAAGAUACAAGACAUGAAGAUGAAUGUUGAGCUGGAAAUCGGACAGAGUGAAGGCGAUCGGAAGAAAGCAUUGGAGAAUGCCCAGAUUAUAAGGUCGCAGCCGGAGCCAGAGCCGAGGCGGGUGGGAGGCAGUGGGGAUGGACGGGUGUGGGUGCCCACGCUUUCGGAUUCCCAGGCCAAUCCUGCUGCUGCUCAUGGCUGGGCUGGCUCGCAGGUUGCCCAGAGGGCUUUUAUGGGAAGAAGGGAGGGCGGGUGGGAGAAAUGUCCAUGGGUAUUAGGGAUGGAGUAUGAGCUGGGGGAUAGUGCAGAGGCAGCAUGGAUGGAGUAUGAGCUGGGGCAUAGUGCAGAGGCAGCAUGGAUGGAGUAUGAGCUGGGGCAUAGUGCAGAGGCAGCAUGGAUGGAGGAGUAUGAGCUGGGGCAUAGUGCAGAGGCAGCAUGGAUGGAGUAUGAGCUGGGGCAUAGUGCAGAGGCAGCAUGGAUGGAGUAUGAGCUGGGGCAUAGUGCAGAGGCAGCAUGGAUGGAGUAUGAGCUGGGGCAUAGUGCAGAAGCAGCAUGGAUGGAGUAUGAGCUGGGGCAUAGUGCAGAGGCAGCAUGGAUGGAGUAUGAGCUGGGGCAUAGUGCAGAGGCAGCAUGGAUGGAGUAUGAGCUGGGGCAUAGUGCAGAGGCAGCAUGGAUGGAGUAUGAGCUGGGGCAUAGUGCAGAGGCAGCAUGGAUGGAGUUUGAGCUGGGUGGCGAUGAGCAAGCAGCAGCCGUGGCAGGAAGAGGAACCUUUCACCCCCCCCCCUACCAUCACCUCUCAUCCCCCCUCUGCCAUCACCUCUCAUUCCCCCCUGCCAUCACCUCCCUUCCCCUCUUGGCAUCUCCUCCCUUCCCCCCUGCCAUCACCUCCCUUCCCCCUUCGGCAUCACCUCCCAUCCCUUCUUGCCAGCACCUCUCAUUACCACUCUGUCAUCACUUCUCAUUCCCUCCUUGCAUCACGCUCUGCGAUUUGGGAAUUGCCAAAAGCACUCUCCUUAUACCAGUGAUGAGGAGUCCAACUGAUCCCUGCAGCAUACAGCCGGGCGGCAUGGUAGAUCACGAGUUGGUGGAGGCGGUCGGGGGGGAAGGAGGCGUGGAUGCGGCUGACUUGCACUGCAGUGUCACAUGUCUCGCUCCAAUUGCACACCCUUGGGUUGCUGCAGAAUUGCCACAUCUUUCCACCCCCCCGACUCCCCCAACCCUUUGCCACCACACCCGUUCUCCUCCCAUCCCAUCUAUAGCACCCCUUUUUUUUCCCAACCCCCUUUCCAUCCACUUUCUGUCCGUAAUCUCCCCCCCACCCCCUCUCCCUCCCCACUCCCCCCUCCCCCCCACCCUCCCCCCCCCCCCCCCCAUUCGUCCCUCCCUCCCUCUCCCACAUUUCAGCUCUCUUCUCCUUCCUUUAUCCAACAGCCCGCUUCACGAUCUUGACAACUUCUUUAUUAUUUACAGGUCUUUCCCUUCACCUUCCUACACACCACCCGAUCCACCUGAGUCCUCCACGCCUACUGCUGCAGCAGCAGUGGCAAGAGAAGCCUCGGAAAGGCCCUCCUCUGCUGCCCACCAUCACCCUCGCAUCUGCUCCGCAACCAAGCAGGCACCAGCACCAUUUCCAUUGCACCCCUCAGUAAGCACUCUCCCUCCUUCCCAUAUCACCUACACCACACCCGCCUGA